AUGAUGUACGUGCGUACUUUCAGCUUCGGUACGGGGCCGGCUGGUCUUCUUUCGCCCCUGCAUCUGGACAGCCAUCGCAGACACGGUGGUAACCCAGAAUUUGCACGGCAUGUCUACAUCAAAUAUACUUUAGCUGGUCGCCGUGUUUACUCUACAAAAGAUAGCAAUGAUCCUCUCAAUGCGGAAAUCGACGAUGACAUUUAUAUAGACACGAAGGAGUUGUGUAAAAGAAUAGCAUAUGAGCUGAAACAACAUUCCAUUCCUCAAGCCAUUUUUGCUGAACGAAUUUUGUGCAGAAGUCAGGGAACAUUAUCGGAUUUGCUGCGAAAUCCCAAACCUUGGAACAAGUUGAAGUCUGGUCGUGAAACAUUCCGUCGCAUGUUCAAUUGGGUACAACAGCCACUUGCAAUGCGGCUAGGAAUUUUGGAUAUGUGCAAACAAGGUUAG
Molecule: messenger RNA, 447 nt
Organism: Strongylus vulgaris
Lineage: Eukaryota; Metazoa; Nematoda; Chromadorea; Rhabditida; Strongylidae
Source: the annotation of a GenBank genome assembly